This is a messenger RNA of Varanus komodoensis (Komodo dragon), 4489 nucleotides long. It is a transcript of the gene KDM4C, whose product is annotated as lysine demethylase 4C. The transcript has 23 exons. Gene Ontology annotation, molecular function: histone H3K9 demethylase activity; histone H3K36 demethylase activity. Gene Ontology annotation, biological process: chromatin remodeling. The record is from RefSeq and is a predicted model, not a curated record. Bases 379 to 3540 code for a protein of 1053 amino acids. NCBI's taxonomy places the organism in Eukaryota, Metazoa, Chordata, Lepidosauria, Squamata, Varanidae. Gene Ontology annotation, cellular component: nucleus.
UUUCUUUUUCCCCCGAAAGCUCUCGCGGCGAGCGACGGUGGAAAGGAGGGGAAGAAGGAGUGUUUUGUGCGUGUCAGUGUGUAUGUCUGUGUGUGUGUGAGAGAGAGAGGGAGGGAGGGAAGGCGAGAGAGAAGGGGGGGCGAGUAGGUGCGCGUGCGCAGCCCAUAGCUGUCAUCGGCGUAAGAAACAACAAGUCCCACCAAGCGAGGGGACGCAAAUAGUUACAACCGCGGUCGGAAGUGCGGUGGCUCUUGACAGGCGGCGUUCUUGGCUUCGACGCAUCCGACCCUCAGUCUCACGUACAGGUGGAAAGAAGCCUGUUUAUUGUGUUGAUGUAGACGACAGAUAUCAAAUUAGCAGGUGCAACACAGAGCAGCCAUGGCUGCUCAGUCAUUGGACCCUCCACCGAAUCCAAGCUGUAAAAUCAUGACUUUUCGUCCUACAAUGGAUGAAUUCAGGGAGUUUAACAAGUACUUGGCUUACAUGGAAUCAAAAGGUGCUCAUCGUGCUGGAUUGGCAAAGGUGAUUCCUCCUAAGGAGUGGAAGCCAAGGAAAAGUUAUGAUGACAUUGAUUGCUUGAUGAUUCCAGCACCAAUUCAGCAAAUGGUUACUGGUCAGUCAGGCCUCUUCACUCAGUACAAUAUUCAGAAGAAGCCAAUGACUGUGAAGGAGUUUAGGCAACUUGCUAACAGUGGCAAAUACUGUACUCCAAGACAUUUAGACUAUGAAGACUUAGAGCGUAAAUACUGGAAGAACUUAACUUUUGUAGCACCAAUUUAUGGAGCAGAUAUUAAUGGAAGCAUAUAUGAUGAAAAUGUUAAUGAAUGGAAUAUUGCUCAUCUUAAUACUAUACUCGAUGUUGUAGAAGAAGACUGUGGGAUCUCGAUAGAGGGAGUCAACACUCCAUAUUUGUAUUUUGGCAUGUGGAAAACAACAUUUGCAUGGCACACUGAAGAUAUGGAUCUCUACAGUAUUAAUUAUCUCCACUUUGGAGAACCCAAAUCCUGGUAUGCUAUUCCUCCAGAACAUGGAAAGCGACUUGAACGACUAGCUCAAGGAUUUUUCCCAAGCAGCUCUCAAGGAUGUGAUGCUUUUCUACGCCAUAAGAUGACCUUAAUUUCUCCCUCAAUUUUGAAAAAAUAUGGAAUUCCUUUUGACAAAAUCACACAGGAGGCAGGAGAAUUCAUGAUCACUUUCCCAUAUGGAUACCAUGCAGGAUUUAAUCAUGGUUUCAACUGUGCAGAAUCAACAAAUUUUGCAUCAAUUAGAUGGAUUGAUUAUGGAAAAGUAGCUAAAUUGUGUACUUGCCGGAAAGACAUGGUAACUAUAUCAAUGGAUAUCUUUGUGAAAAAGUUUCAACCAGACAGAUAUCAUCUGUGGAAACAAGGGAAGGAUUUAUAUACUAUUGAUCAUACAAAGCCAACUCCUGAAAUGACACCCGAGGUAAAGGCCUGGCUGCUGAGAAGAAAGAAAACAAAGAGAUCUUCCAGGUGCUUCCAGCACACCCGAUCACGAUCAAAAAAGCUUAAAACUCCAGAGGACAAGAAGGUAUCAACCAUAGUGGUUGGUACAGAAAUCACAGCUACUGAAGCAGCUACAGAUAGCUUCAAGGUCAAAGAAAAGCCAUCAGAAAAAGUAAAUCCAGUAAACACAGGAGUGCCUUCUGGGGAAGAAGAAGACACAAGCUGGAUGCAGAUAGAUCAGAAUUUAUUGGAUAACAAAAAGGUCCCAGAUCACAACUCUUCAAGUUCACAACAUAGUCAUAGUCCUCUAAUGAAAAAAAUACAAUUAGAAAUUGAAGAGAAAGAAGUCUUUGUGCCAACUUGUUCAGAGGAAUCUACCCUGGCUUUGUGUUCACCUGCUAGCUGUAAUCAGGAUGAAGAUUUUAUAACUUCAACAACUUCAGGACGGACACUUGAGUAUCUUUCUUCAGAAGCUGAGAAUUUGGAGAAAGAAGAAACUAGCAGCGUUUCUACUGAAGAGGGUGAUGUUAGUGAUGGUGAAAGCAGUGAAAAUGGCUUGGAACCAGGAGAAAUAUCACUAGUAACUGAAGGAGAAAGAACAACAACGUCUAAAAGUUGGCGUCAUCCACUGAAUAAACCCCCUGCCAGAUCGCCUAUGACGCUGGUUAAACAGCAGGCAAUCAGUGAUGAAGAACUGCCAGAGGCUCUCUCAAUUGAAGAGGAAAUACAAGAAACAGAGUCCUGGGCCAAACCUCUUGUCUACCUUUGGCAGAACAGGGCACCAAAUUUCACUGCUGAAAAGGAAUACAAUGCAUCUGUUGCCAAACUGGAACCUUAUUGUGCCAUAUGCACACUCCUCAGGCCUUACUAUAAGCCUGACAAAACUAAUGAAGAAAUCUAUGCUUCCUCAGAAACAAAACAAAGAGAAAAGUUUGUGGCCAGCGAAAAGACAAAACCACUUAUUCCAGAGAUAUGUUUUAUUUAUAGUGAAGAAAAUACGGAAAACUAUCCAUCUAAUCGCCUUGUUGAAGAAGAUGGAACAAGUCUGCUGAUAUCCUGUGCAAAGUGUUGUGUACAGGUCCAUGCAAGUUGCUAUGGUGUUCCUUCCAAUGAAAUCCAUGAUGGAUGGCUGUGUUCUCGAUGCAAAAGAGGAGCCUGGACAGCUGAGUGUUGUCUCUGUAAUUUGAGAGGUGGUGCACUCAAGCAAACUACUGACAAAAAGUGGGCUCAUGUCAUGUGUGCAAUCGCUAUUCCUGAAGUCAGAUUUGGUAAUGUCAUAGAAAGGACACCUAUAGACACAUGCAGGAUACCUUUGCAGAGAUUAAAAUUGAAAUGUGUCUUCUGUCGACAAAGAAUUAAGAAAAUAUCUGGUGCCUGCAUACAAUGUUCUUAUGGACGGUGUCCAGCUUCUUUCCAUGUUACAUGUGCGCAUGCUGCAGGGGUGCUGAUGGAACCAGAUGACUGGCCUUACGUUGUCUAUAUUACAUGUUUCAGGCACAAAAUCAGUCAGAAUGUGAAAACCAAAGCCUUUGAAAAAGCUAUCACAGCUGGGCAAACAGUCAUCGCAAAACACAAGAAUACACGAUACUAUAGCUGCAGAGUAACAGAAGUUACGUCUCAAGUUUUCUAUGAAGUCAUGUUUGAUGAUGGUUCCUUCAGCCGAGACACUUUCCCUGAAGACAUUGUAAGCAGAGACUGCCUGAAGCUGGGUCCCCCUACAGAGGGAGAAGUUGUUCAAGUGAAGUGGCCUGAUGGAAAACUUUAUGGUGCAAAAUAUCUUGGAACCAACGUAGCUUACAUGUACAAUGUAGAGUUUGAAGAUGGCUCUCAGAUAGCAACAAAGAGGGAAGAAAUCUACACUCUUGAUGAAGAGCUUCCCAAAAGAGUGAGAGCUCGAUUUUCUACAGCUUCUGAUAUGAGAUUUGAAGACACAUUCUAUGGAGCUGAUAUUAUCCAGGGACAAAAGAAGAGGCAGAGGGUAUUGAGCUCCAGGUUUAAGAAUGAGUACGUGGAUGACCCCGGCUAUCGCAGCUUCCUGAAAACCUCAUUCCAAAAGAAGUGCCAGAAGGGGCUAUAAAGGAAGGAACGAACUCACGCUCACCUGCUCUUUCUCUUUGUGUGGGGAAGAGAUGAAAUGUAUUCAGUGUGGGGUAAAGGAAACAGACAGAGACUGUCAUCAUUUUGAUGUUCUUUCUUUAUGUCAGGUUAUGGUUGAAAUGUUUCUUGAAGUUAUCAAGAGUUCUACCUAAAUAUAUUUUGGACUCAUGUAACCUGCUUAAUUUCAGGGCCCCAGUCUUGGGAGAAUAUUUGAAUCAGACUUCUCCAAAUGUCUGACUUACAUUAAGGGUGAUCGGUAUAACACCGGCAAUCAGGAGCCCUGGCAAAGAACAAGCCUAAGAACCACAGUUCCACAAAUCGGUGCGUGUGGACUCUUGCCUUCCGCCAGCAGUUGCAAGAGGCCUUCCACCUCUCCCUUUAACGAUUUGUAUAUUUUCCAAAGUUCCACCAGUUUGCUUAGGAACAUCUUAAACGUAUGAAAUAUACAUCUACAUUCUCAAACAAGUGCAAGUACAAAGAGCACUGAGAUCUGCAAACGCUGUGCUGUCAUAACGUUGUACAGUGCUUUCCGUGCUGUUGAUGCCUUCACUGCUUUCAGUCCACUCUGGCUAGGAUUCAGUUUUUCACAUGGCUUUUGGGCAGGGAGGGGAUGUUAAUGAGCAAAGGGCAGGUGCUUCUAAAGAAGGAGAUCUUCAGGAAAGGAAAGGGGUUAUAUUCUAUUUAAAGAGGGAAAUUUUUGGCAUCUAUUUUUAAACUUUUUUUCAUGAUACUCUUGUGGGGGAGGGGGAAGCAAUUUGUACAAUAAAAUGUCUUUCAUUGUAUUUGUAAAAUUAGAGUUUACAUAUCUUUCCUUGGCAGGCUAAUUUUGAACUAAUGUAAUAUAGUAAUAUAAUUUGGUCCUCCCUUUUUAAAUAAUAGUCUGCAAAUGUAAUAGUGUUUGAAAUAAAUAAAUGAUUUCCCUUUGCUUA